AUGGAUUGUUGUCGGCAGCACUGCGUGCAGCUCGCCGGUCCUUUGCGUGAUUCGUUGGCAAAUGCGACGCCGACGAAGCAGCCAAAUGACGAUGCUGCACACUUGCUCAUCAGCAUGUGCCCUUCCCUCUAUCGCGCAGUCUACAGUGGGAGGACGGCGGAGGUCAUGGAGCUGCUUCUCCAUCAAAAGGGCGCCGCGAGAGAUGGAAAAGCUGCUGCUGGUGAGAGAUUUAGUUUUUAG
This is a messenger RNA of Miscanthus lutarioriparius, 240 nucleotides long. NCBI's taxonomy places the organism in Eukaryota, Viridiplantae, Streptophyta, Magnoliopsida, Poales, Poaceae. The record is from the annotation of a GenBank genome assembly.